GAAGGCUCGCUGGAAGCAUCAUCAAGUACGGUUGGCCCUGCACCUUUCACUCAUUAACCAACCAACCACAGUAAGACUAUUCUUCACUUCAAUUAAGAGCGUUGUGAAGCUACAUGGCUAAAACAUACGAAUUACUAUCAACAUCGUCACUCAUUCCUACAAGAAGCCCUUGUGGGGCUGCACUAUGGGACGUCAAGAGCUCUUUCUGCUCCCUCCUCAUCGCCACGGCCGUUGUCCUCGGAGUUGUUUAUCUCUCCGGGGAGGCAAAAACUGUCUUUUUCAGCGGCAGCCCACCGGAAAGCGUGGCGGUGGAAGACACGCCGUCGCCAUCAAGUUGUGAUUUGUAUUCGGGAAAAUGGGUAUACGACAACACGUCGCGCUACCCUUUGUACAAGGAGCACGAAUGCACCUUCAUGUCGGAUCAGUUGGCGUGCCAAAAGUUUGGAAGAAAAGAUUUGGACUAUCAAUGUUGGCGGUGGCAACCUAACCAAUGCCAUCUUCCAAGGUUCAAUGCCAUGAAAUUGCUUGAGAAACUAAGGAAUAAGAGGCUUGUGUAUGUUGGGGAUUCAUUGAACAGAGGACAGUGGGUUUCUAUGGUAUGCCUUGUUGAUUCUGCCAUUCCACCAUCCCUCAAAUCCAUGCACUACAAGUACAAUGCCUCUUUGAUCAUUUUCAGGGCUAAAGAAUACAAUGCAACAAUUGAAUUUUACUGGUCCCCAUUGCUAGUGGAAUCCAACUCUGAUGAUCCGGUGCACCACCGCCUCCCAGAACGAAUUGUGAGAGCCAAUGCAAUUAAAAAGCAUGGUCGCCGAUGGACUAAUGCUGAUUAUCUUGUCUUCAAUACUUAUCUUUGGUGGAGGCAACCCAAUAUCAAAGUCUUGUGGGGUUCAUUUAGUGAAGGGAUAAACGGAAUCUACAAGGAUGUAAAUAUGCUGCGAAGCUACGAGAUGGCCUUGAAAACAUGGUCUAAUUGGCUUCAAAUACAUGUCAAUCAUUUGAGAACUCAAGUAUUUUUUGUGAGCAUGUCCCCCAUCCAUGAGAGGGCAGAAGAAUGGGGUAAAGAGGUUGGAGAGAAUUGCUUUGGAGAGACAGAUCUAAUAAAGAAGGAAGGAUACCAAGGAAAAGGAUCAGAUCCCAAAAUGAUGAAAUUGGUUGAGGAAAGCAUUGAAGAACUAAAGCAAAGAGGCUUAAAUGUGGGACUGAUUAACGUAACUCAGCUAUCAGAGUAUAGGAAAGACGGACACCCUUCAAUAUAUAGGAAACAAUGGGGUCUUUUAACAAAGGAGCAAAUCCCAAAGCCAAGAACUUAUGCAGAUUGUAUCCAUUGGUGCCUUCCUGGAGUUCCUGAUGUCUGGAAUGAGCUCCUCUAUGCUCAAAUUUUAAAUUAGAUCCUAUAAUAUAAUCCAAAGCAAUAAUUAACAUUAACACCU
This is a messenger RNA of Cuscuta campestris, 1430 nucleotides long. Lineage: Eukaryota; Viridiplantae; Streptophyta; Magnoliopsida; Solanales; Convolvulaceae. The record is from the annotation of a GenBank genome assembly.